Molecule: messenger RNA, 2901 nt
Organism: Pecten maximus
Lineage: Eukaryota; Metazoa; Mollusca; Bivalvia; Pectinida; Pectinidae
Product: thioredoxin-related transmembrane protein 2 homolog
Exons: 8
Coding region: 31-837 (268 amino acids)
Cellular component (GO): cytoplasm
Molecular function (GO): oxidoreductase activity, acting on a sulfur group of donors, disulfide as acceptor
Source: RefSeq, a predicted model, not a curated record
UUCCGGUUAUUUCAGCAUACCCGCAGCACUAUGGCUCCGUCCGCUGCAGAUAUGGUUUUGGGUUUAAAAAGCAUUUUAAUUCCACAUUACAUUGGAAAUAUCAUACUGGGUUUGUCAUACUUCGUGAUGAAAACUUUUCCUCCUAUCUGUACCCGUAUAUUUGAAGACUGCAGCCUAGAAAUGAAAGAAUGGGAAUGGAUAACUUUUCUUGGCUGUGUAAUUGUGCUGAAGAACAGAAAACAAGCAACUUUUGGAGCUUAUGUCAAUACAGCAUGCCUAUUUGCAAAAGUGUUGUGUGGCUUCCUGUUCUUCAAGACUAAUGCAAUGUAUGGAAUUUUGUAUGGGGUAGCCUGUUUAUUACACUUUGUGUUCCUGCCAGAGCCGAUGUACACUGGACCAGAGAUGGUAACCUACUUUAGAGGACCAAACCUGGAUGAGGAAAUCAAGCGUGACAAAAGAGUGAUAUGGCUGAUUACAUUUUAUGUGGCCUGGUCACCACCCUGUGUAUCAUUUGCCAAUCUUUUCUCGGAACUCUCAGCUGAGUACAGCUUGGAUAAUUUAAAAUUUGGAAAAAUAGAUAUUUCAAAAUACCCAGAAGUAGCAGAAAAAUACAGAAUUAAUGCUAGUGCCAUGUCAAGACAGUUACCUACGAUUAUAAUGAUAGAAGGUGGUGAAGAGACCAUGAGGAAACCCUAUAUAUCACCAAAAGGCACAGUGGUCCGAUACGUUUUUAAUAAGGAAAACAUCAUUAAAGACUUUGAGUUGAACAUUGCAUAUGAUAAGUGUAAAAAGAAUCCCCUAAAACCUAGAAAGUCCGACAAGGAGAAGGCGGAAUAAACUACAUUGAAAAUAUGUGACGUUCAGGAUUUGGUGUGAAGAUGAUCAGCGUGGAUGUUAAUUAGACACAUAUGUAAGACUGAUACCAAAGAUGGCUGUAUUAAAACCAACGGAUAUUAAUUUGAACCUACUGUCUUUAGAGUAAUCUAUAAGUAUUAUUCUCUAGCAUUGUAAACGUAUCUUUAGUUAGCCAAUUCCGGAAUAGGAGAUAGGUAAAUUACAUUUUUCUUGGUUGUUGUUUUGUUUAAAAUAAUAUUCUUAUAUCAUAAGUUAUAAACUGUUCAGGAAAUGGCAAUGCCCUGAUGAGGAUUGUUCACCUUUCUGUUAUAACGUCUUACAUUACUCUAGAAUAUCUUCAUGUGGAUAUGCGUUCUUGUAAAUAUUUCAAUGUGUAUAUACGUUUGCGGAUUUCGUUUUGAAAAAAAAGAAGCAGAUUUGGAGGAAAAGAAAACAAAAGAAACCAAGUGCAGUAUUUUGGUAUUCGUUUUGAUAUGUAUUAAAUUGAUGUAUAUUUCUGCUCUGUUAUUUUCCCGUAGUCUCACUAUGUUUGACGCAACUUUCCAAUUGUAUAUAAAAAAAAAUGCGAGUUAAAUCUUGCUGAAUAAUGUUUACGGAGAACGCAGGCAGUGCGCUGUUCAUUAGUGUCCCCUGUGUUGGAUUAAUCAUCUGUUUGGAUGUCUGUUACCUUUUUGUUUUCUUCCGUUUGUUUGGUCACCCAUUCCAUCAUCUUGUUUUUUGUAUUUUUAUAAAAAGAUAAUUGUGGCACGUAAGGAUUUAUUGAGGAUUGGUGUAUGAUUCAUAUCGUAAAUUUUGCAAGUGAAGAAAUGUAUGAUGUAAGAAGAGUUUGUUUGAUGUGUGUUUUUACAUUGUAUAUGCCAUUUUCACCGCAGUUUAAGUACAUCUCUUAUUGGGAAUGUGCAAUUUUAAAUACCUAUACAUGUGUUGGACAAUACUGGUGCCUACUUUUCCUUAUUGAUUGUUGCGACUUUUGUAUGUUACAGAAAUUUCGUGUAUUCAUCUUCAUUUGUUGAAUUGUUUCCAUGCCUUUUUUUCCCUACGCGAGAAGUACGUAAAAUAUUGUGUUAGUUAGAAUCAGCAACACAUGUUAGAAUAGAAGACACUCUCAAUUUUACUGUUACUAUAUCUAGCUAUACCUCACACGUAUAUCAACUUAAACUGAUAGAAUAUACAACUUAAAUGUACGUAUGAGAACAGCGUAAUUCACAGUGAUGGGUUAUUACCUAGUGAUCAAUAGUCUGAUGAUGGGCGAGAAACAAUUCUAGCUACAUUCGCAUCUGAAAUAUUAGUGUAGAGACACAUAGGUGAUCAAAACUAUUAACUAUUAAACAUUAACUAUUUUAGUGACCGAGUAAGUAUUUCGAUAUGCCAAGUAAAUACUUACGAAACUGCACCAAAUGGUGUUUCAUUUUACCGGGACUUCUCAGUGACGCUGCCGUGUAGAAACCGAUGAUAAUGGGAUGAAACAGUGUACCUACGCUCAAAAUAAGUCUUUGUGUCCAUUCUCUUUUACCUAACGAACGAUGAUUGGAUUUCCAGUUUUGCACUAUCUGAAAGAAUGAGAAAACAUAUGGAAAAGGGUAGAAUCUAUACAUAUAAAUAUUAAAACCUAACACCUUGUGAAGGGAUUACACUGAGUUUUCACUGUUGAUAGUCCAUGGGAAUAGCGACCCCAUGAAAACAUCAUCGUGCUAUUAUUAUAUUAUGUAAAACUAUUACAACAUGUGUCCAUGUUACAACCAAUGUUCAAUAUAAUGUCGGAGCUAAUGCAUUUAACAUUAUAAUAGUAACACUGUUGUUAGUUGGUUUCUGUUCAUGCCUCUUAAACCUCUUUAUUCCCAAAAACCAGAGAUCGCUUUGAAGAUGUUAUCGUACUAAAACGUCACACGGGGAAAUUUUCGUUACCAAGAGAAAGUUGUAACUAGAAAGAGAUCUGAAUUGUGUGUUUGACAUGAAAGUGUUCAUUGUUGUAAAUGAUGAACCAGAAAAUAAGUGGUGGGUACAUGUAUUGCAUGGUGAAUGGAAAUAAAUGAUUGAAAUCUUUUA